AAAUCACAUAAAACUGCUGUAGAUUGACUGACAUCAGCUCUUCUUUCCUACAAUUUUAAAGUUGAUAAAAAUUCAACAGAAGAUAAUUUUUUUGUACGCGAGUACACAAAAUUCAUAAGGCAUGGUUUGGUGAAUGAUCCUUCUUGUAGGUUGGACCAACUAUUGAACUCACUCUUAUGUCCAUUCAAGCUAUUCUCUCAGCUCUAUGCUUCAAAUGAACAUUCAAGACAUUUAUUUCCAGAAAUUCUGCAGAAUAAUUUUCCAGGUUUACAUUCAACUAUAGUUAACAUUUUUCUGCCCAGUGUGUGUGUAUGCAUGUAAAAAGGAGUAUAGGUACUACAAUUUUAAAGAACUUACCACUUGAGCUUCUGGGUUUUUUUUUUAAUUACAGAUGCUUAUCCUGACAAUGUAAAUCACAGUCUGGCCUUAUGAUUGAAGCAGAAAUUGCUAGGAGAAGGUCUUUAGGGUUUGAGUCCCUAAGGCGAGAAGCUGAGAUCAGGGAAAGGUUCACUCCACUUCACAAAGAAGUUUAUUAUUUGAAGGAGGAUUAUCUGGAUCAAGACUUCCUGCAUAUUGUGUUACAAGCCAAGACAGCCACCAGUAUCCAGUCUGUUUCACACCUGAUGGAAACACUGGGUGAGGGUCUAUUCAGACUGCCUGUGUUCACAAAGCAGUUUUGUCACCUGCUACUAGAUGAGCUAGAUGCAAUAGAAAAAAGUGACUGUCCCAAGGGACGACCAAACAGCAUGAACAAAUCUGGGAUUCUUCUCAAUGAAUAUGGAUUUGACACCUAUCUGCUAGGCCCUUUGAGACAGCAGUAUCUGGCCCCUGUAACUUCACUUCUCUUUCCUAAUUCUGGAGGCAUCUGCUUGGACUUGCCCAAAGCUUUCACUGUAACCUAUGGAUCUGGCCACGACCUUGACCUCAGCUGUCACUUUGACAACAGUGAAGUGACCUUGAAUGUGGCCUUGGGUUAUGAUGGAUUUUCUGGAGGUCAUUUAGUUUUUGGAAGAAUGAAGGAUGAGCUAGCCUCACAGGAUAGUCUCAAAACUCCGCUUCAUGUAGAGCAUCGAACUGGCUGGGGAGUUCUUCAUCGAGGAGGACAUAUGCACAGUGCUGAGAAGCUGCUUGGUGGUAAGCGGUGCAAUUUGAUCAUGUGGAUGCGGUCUUCUGCUGUGGGCAAUGUUACCUGUCCCAUGUGCAAUCAGCCACCACAACUGUUGCCAACUCCUGGUGCAGAUGAUGGUUUCACAAUUCAGGAUCAAGGGACACAAAUAACUGUUCCAAGACAACGUGAAGUGGAUGUAUGUCAUGCAUUAUGAAAGUUGUUCUUUAAGAUGUGUUGCGACAUUAUGGAAUGAUUUUUAUGAGUUUCUGUGACAUAAUAGAGGGUGUGGAGAGCCUAGUGGUUAGAGCAGCAAAGUCAGAACCUAAAAUUAUGAACACUAGCCAAGUCGGAUACCCAGUUGAUACAGCAUACUUCCUUCAGUUGAUACAGAAUACUUCCUGCAGCUGAUGCAGCUGUGGAGUGGGGACCUGAUUGUGUACAGGGUUGGGGAAUGUGAAGCAGUGAGGGAGAGAAGAUCCAUCCUCACAAAAGCUUGCUGUCAGAUAAUAAAGGGCUUUAACAUCUCACUGCCCUAUAACCUUAUAGUUGCAAAACUAUUGUCUCUUUUUUUAUUACAUGGUGUACAUAGAACAUUUCUGUGAAUGGACUGGUAAGUAGAAAUGUCUAGCAUAAGGUAAACAUGAUUCAUACUAACCUAAUAAAAGAAUGAAGUAAACAUCCAAUCUUGUAAAACAAUAUCAUUUUCUAUUCUGAUAUAAAGCAUUUUUGAGUGAAUUCAUGAUGAUGACCAUAAUGAGCAAUUGUCUGCGUACAUGUAUAAGCUCAGAUGUAUUGGUUUGUUCAAGAUAUAGCUUAAGGCCAAGAUUAUGUAUAGAGCACAGAUAAGACACACUUGAAAACAUAUUUGUCUGUUAGGUACACAGCUGUAAACUCAUGAGAACAAAAAAGCCAUAGCUGAUUAUAAUGUGUGUCCUUCUUCAUUUCCUGGACCAUACCAUAUCACAAGGAGUUGAAAAAUAUAAACAUCUUAUGUCAAUGGAAAAUGCA
Molecule: messenger RNA, 2116 nt
Organism: Pomacea canaliculata
Lineage: Eukaryota; Metazoa; Mollusca; Gastropoda; Architaenioglossa; Ampullariidae
Product: 2-oxoglutarate and iron-dependent oxygenase domain-containing protein 2-like
Exons: 5
Coding region: 429-1322 (297 amino acids)
Molecular function (GO): oxidoreductase activity, acting on paired donors, with incorporation or reduction of molecular oxygen; iron ion binding; L-ascorbic acid binding
Source: RefSeq, a predicted model, not a curated record